Podarcis lilfordi (Lilford's wall lizard) is the source of this 23339-nucleotide messenger RNA. The record is from the annotation of a GenBank genome assembly. Lineage: Eukaryota; Metazoa; Chordata; Lepidosauria; Squamata; Lacertidae.
GGUUUGCCGCCGCCUGGCUGGGCCGCUCUUGUGGCGGCGGCGGCGGUGGCUCCUCCAGCGAGCAGCAUGGCGGCCGUGGAGGCCCGGGUGUGCGAGACGUCGGGCUGCAGCAGCGAGGCCAAGCUGCAGUGCCCCACCUGCAUCAAGCUGGGCAUCCAGGGCUCCUACUUCUGCUCGCAGGUAAGCCCUUGCUGCUGCCCGCGCGCGAGACAGAGGCGCGCGGGCUGCUGCUGCUCCUCCUCCUCCUCCUCCCAGCCCAAGACGCGGGCUGGCCGGCGUUCCCACGUUCCCUACCCGCUGAGGGAAAACACGGCUGCUGCCCGCCUUCCCACAGUUUCCUGGGAGGGGGGUUUUUAUGCCCGCGAAUGGCUACCAGAGCUCCCGCCGCAGCUCCUCCCGUCCUCCCCGAAAAGCAGGUGGCGCAUGAGGGCUGGGCCUGUCCCCAGGCAGCCCGAGCACGUUUUUUACUCGGAAGUAGCUUCCCAGGGGCCUGCUCCCGAGCCCCCUUUGCAAGCAGGACUCUCUCUCUCUCUGCCUCUCAAGUUGGCCUCCUUACGCCCUCCCCCUUGGGUGCCCUGGGAAACGUCUGAACCACACAGACACGGGUUUUAUUAUUUGCUUGUUUCCAUGCUCUCUGUGGGUUUCCUUCCCGCCCCGCCCCCGGCAAAAAUAGCGCCCUCCUGUUGUGGCCCUGGGUUUCUUAAACAGGUCGAAAUGGAGAGGUGGGGAAGGAGCUGGGUUUGGGGGCCCCCAUUCUGGACCAGGGGAGCCUACGGAGCACCGCUGCCUCCUGCUGCAAACAGGCCACAGAAAUGCUGAAGCGGUUCUUCCUUUUGUGUGCCCCCCGUUCUGUGUUUCCAUGUGCAACAGCUGUUUUUAUCUAUUUCAGCUCUGUCAUCAAGAUUUGCAGGGCAUUUUUCGGAGAGAAAGGGGCUGGGUAUGAUGGCUGUGUGUGUUUUCCCCCCAGCCUAUCUACAAGUAAUUGUUUUGGUGCUUCAGACAUUUUAUUUUUAUUGCAGAGUGGAUUUCGCUUCAGGUUUGUGCUUCAGAAAAAUAUAGAGAACUCUGUUUUUUGGCGGUACUAUUCGUGCACAGUGUGUUUCAGCGUGAGGUUUUAUCAGAGCCAGGACUCAGUCCUGGAACUAUUUUACUUUUUAAUUGUCUCACUUAGUCCUAGAUCAUAAUUGAGAAAGGUGACUCUGAGCAUGUGUGGGGAACAUUACUUUCAUCAUUUAUUUGCAUGCAUAGGUUUGCAGUUCGUCUGACUUGUGAGGUUUUCGGUCAGUUUGAAGUGUGGCACCUUUAUUUUUCAGAAGCAAGCCAGUUUUUGCCCAUAUAUGGGUUAGAAGUGUGCUUUGUCUUAGAUAUCUAGGGUAUCUGCCUCAUGGGAAAUUUAAUCACUGAGAUUGACACACAGCCUCUUAACUAAUAUUUCAAAAAUUCACACUUGAUGAUUGGCUUUGACAUUGUACUGUGCUAAAAGUUUCAUGGGUUAAUUAUUUAACAUGCAUCAUGUGGAGUUGUUUCUUUGGCCAUGUGACACAACUGUCUUCCUGGUUAUAGUCAUACAUAGUUGACUUUGCAGAUUUUAGUCCUUCGGAGCUAAAUUUCUUGGAAAGAAUGAAAUACGGUGUAGUCUGAUGUUGACUGACUGUAUUUCCUAAUAUGCUGAUUUCAGGAAACUGUAAUUAUAAAUGCGAUAAUAAUAGAUUUUCCCCCUCUUAAAAGAAAUGUAGAAUGCAUGAAGUCUUGCAAACCCCAAAUCAUUCAGUCUCUCAAACCUCAAUGGCAUUUCCAUUGAUUAAAAGAAACACAAACAAUAUAAAGUGCCCAAAGACACAAACAGUAAAAUCUUUUUGUUGUGCCUUGUACCAUUAUAAUUACACACAUAGCAAGAGGUGUGAUAAAACAAUAUUUUAAAAGAGAAGUACUUGAGUCCUGGAGAUAUAGGCUUACUACUUACCACUUAAUUUCUGGGGUUAGAAAUAUAUCAGUGUUGUGUUCAGCAAUCUCUGAAUCUUGAUGCUGCAACAUAAUACUAUCCUAGAGUUGAGAGUUCUAAAAAGACAGUUACUGCAACUUAGUGUUGCCAUUCUAGUUUCUCAGGCUCCUAAAAGCCUGUUUACAGUGACCUUUAAUACAUUGAAUGGCUGAUAGGAAUCUUAAGUGUGUUUUGAUUUUAAAAUGACUAAAUUUUGCACCAAAACAACUAAAAGAGCACCAGGUGGAAGAGUAACAUUAAUAAGAUAGAAAUGUGAGGACGCAAGUCAGACAAUUUAUCCAAAGAACAUACGAAGUUGGCCUGCUGGAUCCAGCACCCUGUUCUCACAUUGGCCAAGCAAGAUGCCUGUGCUCUGGCCAAACAGACAGCGCUCUGCCUACCUGCAGUUCUCAGCAAUCCAGAGGCACAAUUACUGGUAAUUCUCCAUUUAGACCAUUAUUGUCUGCACUGUGACAACAGCUCUCCAAGGUCUCAGGCAGAGACCUUUCUCUUUACUAGUUGACGCUUAGAAUUGGGAAUACUAGGGAUUGGACUGGGACUAUUUUUUUUAAUCACCAACCAGACAAAAGAAGCAAAACUUGAAAGAUGUCUCUCUCUUCACACUACGUGAAUGAACAUUAAAAUGGUAAACAUGAGUGUAAAACGAUGCAGUUUGGGGCAGAAACCCUCCAGUAUCGCAUACACGCAGAUGGGAUCUGAGCUUGUACCUUCUAUUUGUGUGUGAAUAGCUAUAUAAUCAAGGAUACUCGUACCUCAGCGUUAGAUGUGGGCAGAGUGAUAUAGCAGCAUCAUAUGCUCCCAGACCAGCUCUUUGAGAUUGACUAGAUCAGCCUUUGUGAACCUGGUGCCCUCCAGAUGUUUUUGAUUACUUCUAUCAGCCAUAGUCAGCAUGGCUGUCCUGAAACUGAUCUAGUUCAUUCAGUGGUGCUUUAAGUUCAGUUUUUCACGUGUCAAUUCUCAUCCACCUACAUGAGACUGAUCUGCUCAGUGUCCACGCUUGGAAGGUUGGACUUAGAACCCCAGUCUGCCAGGUCCAACCUGCUAUUCAACCCAUUGGCUCCGAAUGAUCGAAGCCUGUGUUUGGAAUCAUAAACUUUACAAAAACACAAGUCCGUGCUGUAAUGUGCAGACUUAGGCUUGUGCAGAUCUACUUUGUUUUUAUUACUAGAACCCAAAGAUCUACCAACCAGAGCCAGUUAGUUAUAAUGAAAAGACAGGGUGCAUCCAAGCACACGAUAAAUUUUGUUUUCAGUACCAGACCACAGUCAUUUACGAUAUAUAGUUAAGUUAUUCAUAUACCACUUUUCAGGCAAACCCCCACAAGCUGUUUGCAUUGAGUUAUUAUAGAAUCAAAGAAUCGUAGAGUUCGAAGAGGGACCCCAAGGGUCAUCGAGUUAAUCCCCCUGCAAUGCUGAAAUCACAACCAAGACAUCCAUGACAGAUGGCCUCCCAACCUCUGCUUAAAACCCCCCAGUGAAGGAGCGUCCACCACCUUCCGAGGGAGUCCGUUCUACUGUCACACAGCUCUUACUGUUGGAGUGAUUAAAAAUAAAAGUAGCAUCAUUUCCCCCUUGUAAGGGUAGUUGGCCCAUUUGGAAGAGCUGCAAAGUUUGCAGUGGUAACUUACGUUGGAUCAGCUCUCGCUGACACAAGAAUGCCCAUUUACAAAUGUUGGGGAACUGAUAGCAAUGCCUUCAUGAGUUAGACACCACAAGAACAGAAAAUCUCAUCUCCUAGUAAACGAAGUGGUAGGAGAUGACUCAUCCCUUGUGUUAUGUUUGAAAACAGCCUUCGGAAGGACCUUGAGUUAAUCCAAUCCAGCAUUAUUUUUCAGUGGGAUAGGGAUGAGUUGCAUCUGCUCUUUUAUAUGUAAUGUUUUUACUCUUGCUUUUACACUUGUUUUUAAUGUGUGUUUUUGUAAGUCUCCCAAGCUUAUCUUUCUAAUAAAUAAAAUGAUAAUACAAAAACAACCCUGCUGCUGUUAAAAGCGGUUCUCUUGUCUUUUAACUCACUGCUGGUAAACAGAAACAUAAGCGUUCAGUAGGACUUUUUUUAGGACAUGAACGCUUUUUGCGUGUGACUGGUGGACUGUAUUCCUGGCACCCACAUUAUACAUGGGUCUGUAUUGACCUCCCUGCCACACAAUGCAGGAAUAGAUUGUAGCCACUGUCUUAAUAUGUUAGGAGCGUAGUCCAAAAAGAGCAAAGAGAACACCCAGCCUUUUUAUUAGUUGGUACUGCUUCUGUGUGAAACAGGCUCCACCGCUGCUUCAUGUUUAGUUCUGUUAAAGAUUGUGGGAGCAGCUUUAAGGAUGUUGCCUUAUUUCUUACUGGAAAUGGUUCUGGCCUGCAUAACAAUUCUAAUAUGGUUCCUUCAUCGUAUCUGGAACUUCAGAGUCCUCCUGAUCGCCCACAGUGGGACAGAUUCCGUAUUUUUCUAUAGCAGGGAGGGGAUGAGUGUGACAAAAAAAGGAAUGUUUUGGAGUAAAGAAAACAUGAGUAAUUUUGACUAUCGCUGUCUUGGCAGCUGAAUGGUUGUUUUUAAGUUUGUGCGCAGAGGUGGAGAUGAUGCUUCACAGGCAAAUAAUGCUUGCUUGUUUUUUGAGGGUGAUUAAAAAAGGGGACAAAAACAAGCCUUUGGCAUUAUUAUUAUUAUUAAUUCAUUAAAUUUAUAUGCCACCCUUCAUCUGAAGAUCACAAGGCGGUUCCCAUUGAAGUGAAUGCCCUUAGUUGUCUAAAUAAGUUUAUGGAGGAUAACAGGAGUGGGAUGCGUGUCUGUCUCAAUUCAAGGGUUGCAGUGUGUGUCAAGUUAAUCUGGUGUUUUGUGUGAAGACACCAGUGUGGAAAAGGAGAGGGCCUGGGGGGAAAAAACCAGCCAAAAGGUUCAAAUCUCUCUUUAUCAGUAGCUAAAUGGUGUCCUUGAGCUAGCUGAAGCUGCUUCUGGAGGUAGCAAAUAAACAAAAUGGAAAAUCUUCCGGUGUCAUAAAUCCCAUUACUUUUCUUACAAGAAUAGGAAAAUGGGACAGUUUCACCAUAACAUGAUAGCUGCUGGUGAAAUAAUCACGUUUGCUCUUGGUAAUUACAUAGCGGGAGAUGUUUACUUGAUUCAACAUGGCUUCAUGUGCACAUUUGACCCCUUUUGGAAGACGGAAAGGUGGGCAUGGUGAAUGGAAGCAUAUAAACAAUUAGAUUUGGUGUCAGUGCUAGAUUUGGAUUUUGCAGCUGGUAUGUGAGGCUCAGGGAGGGGUGGCAUCUGCAGACGGGAGAGGAAACGGAAGCAUCCAUACACAGUCUGCAGAGGGAGUUAAGGGAUUGUGGAGCUGGCAGUGGUGCAAUCUCCACCCAUAAUAUGGCUGAUUACUUGUUUGGUGCUGUGAAAAUAUUGUUCAGGGUGGAUUACCAUCAAUGUAAUAAUGGGAAAGCAUGGAGUACUAAGAAGGUUCUCCUCAGCUGUGCCAUUGGUCCUUUUGCCAUGGAGUUAUUCUUCUGUAAUCCUCUGGGAAUUGUAGCUCUGUAAUGGGAACAGGGGUCUCCUAAUAGCUCACAGCACUCUUAACAAACUAUGUUCCCCACGAUUCUUUGGGGGAACCCAUGAACUGUUAAAAUGGUAUCACAGUGCUUUAAAUGUGUGGUGCAUAUGUGACCUCUCCAAUUAACAUACUGUGUUUGAACUGAAAUUGGAUUUCUUAAUGAUGUAAACAUACUCCUGUCUACUUUAUAGUCUAUGUCUUGUAGCUUGCAGAACUACUUUAUAUGAUUUAAAUAUAUUGCAAAGCAUUGCUAACUUUAUACCACUUGCCUUUUUCUUUUUUCUUUAAGGAAUGUUUUAAGGGAAGCUGGGCUACUCACAAGUUGCUACACAAGAAAGCAAGUAAGAAAAUACUUUUGCUUUUAUCAUACUCUUUUGUCGCCCUGACUUGCACAGAGUUAUAGGGGGUGGGGAGGGGAGGGUUGUAAGCCAUUAAUCCAGCCCCUUGUUCAGUGCAGUUGUUCCAUUGUUAAAGCAUUCCAGAUGGCUUUCCAGCACUUGCUUGAAGACCUUCAGCAACAGAGAGCCUGGCCCCCUUUAGGUAAUCUGUCCCACUGUGAACUGCUGUUUCUGUUAAGAUGUUUAUCUUCAUGUUCAACCAAAAUCCACUCUCCUGUAUCUCAAGACCAUUAGAUAGGGAGAGAAAAGUUCCGUGAGUGUCAACUUAAGGCCAGUGUGAAGAUGGGUGCUCCUUUAUUAGGCAGUACUUUUCAAGUCCCUCACAAUUUUGGCCCAAUUUUCAUUAGGCACAUCCAACUGUUGGUUGCUUUUUGGUUGGGGGUUGGUUGGGCAGAGUUGUUGAGCUUUUUUUUAGGGGGCAUUGCACAGAGUUGCUGAGCUUUUUGGGUGGGGUGAUGCGACAAACCGCUCACCAACAACGACAGCGCUAAACGGAAUACUGCUUCUGCUUUCUGCAUUCCAAAGCGUUCAAUGCAGUGUCAAAGGAGAGACAUAGCGCUGGGAGUAAUGUACCAGUGAUCGACCAGGAUCACAUACGAUCGACCACGAUCGCACAAGCGAUCGACCUGUUGAUUGCGAUCAACCAGUUGGACAUAGCUUGACUAUACCAGUUCAAAUUGCAGGUAUGGACUUGCAUGUGAUUGCAUGCAACUCCAUACAGCACACAUUCCAUUCACAUUCUCUCCAAACAAAAAGCUAGGUGUUGUGGGGGGAAAGGGCUUUCAAUUAGCCUUCUCCCUGAUGUGCUUCCUUUCUAUGUACACUAAUCUUUUUUUGUUUAUUUUGUUAUUUGUUUGGAUGGGCAUUUAGUUACAUGUGAGGCUAUAUUGUCGGAAGCGGUGUAGCUCAGACGCAGGUUUGAAGCUUUAGUUCCUUUCCCCCAAAAAAACCUUCUGUUUAUUUUCCGAGUCUCCCAUGCAUUCAAUCUUACCCAGUGUGAGUGGGUGUGUUACUGGAGUUUUGACUUUUUUGUUUCUUAACCAUUGCUGUUCUUCACCGCAUCAGAAGUUGCUUCUAAAUAGCUGUGAAGGGUGUUGGAAUAUUAUUAAUGGCCAAUGUGGUUGAGAGAAGCUGAUGCAAAUAAAAGCACAGAAAGUGAACAGAAAGUCCGUGGCACUCGUGGAAGCCAUAAACUUUCAAAUAAUGGUUCUGUGUUUGCUGCCAUUAGUGACAAGGUUGAAGGAUUUGAUCUAUGUUCUGGUUGUAGUUGCAAUCUUGAAAUCUAGGUUAGGUUGCUUAUGUAUCAUAUCUUAAUCCAGUUUCAGGAGCCUUUUAAAAAAGAAAAGUAGAUUGGAUCUGUAUUUCAAGGGAAAAGCAAGCUUAAAAAGUCCUAUUCUAAAGGAGAAGGAAGAGUUAUGAAUAUACUUCUCUAAUUCAUUUUUGACAGAUAUUCCUUCUGGGUUUUUUUAUGAAGUUGGUUGUCUUAUAAUUAUAGCAUUAUUUUGUAAUUUUGUUUUGUUGGGUUGUUUUUUUUUUUGCAGAGGAUGAAAAAGCGAAGCGGGAGGUUUCUGCCUGGACUGUAGAUGGUGACAUUAACACAGAUCCCUGGGCUGGCUAUCGAUAUACUGGAAAACUUAGGCCACAUUAUCCACUGGUAAGUAGCUGAAAUAACUGAAAUGGUGUAUCACUUUUAAAUCCUGCUGGUGAUCAAACUGCAGUAAGAAAAUUUCUUAGCAAUUAUGCUGCCCAGUUGGAAAAAUGGUAAUAGAACUGUAAUUUUGUAAGACACUUACACAGUUCGGGUUGUUAGGUUUUCAGGGGACAAUAUGCAGCAAAAAAAAAAAAAAAGGCAAGGCACUAUCAUAAAUUAGAAGACAGCAUUAGGAGAGUAUAAAUUAAUCCUAUGGAAGGAGGACAAAGGAAAGGAAGGGGGCGGUCAAAUCAAUUUUAGCUGGAUAUUCAAUAAUUUAAUAGUCAUGUUCUCAUGCUCCAUUCCCCAGCCCACAGAUAUCUUUCAGCCUGCAAAUGGCUGAGCCUAUACUGCUAAGCAGCAGAGCAGUUUGAUGUGAGUAGAUCUGAUUUGGCAACACUUAUUGGUCCUCUAGUACUAAGAACCUCAAAGUGUGUCGUGGGAUUUGGUGCAUAUAGCUCAUUUUGUGUUGGAGAAGGUGGAAUGGGGGCAAAGCAGGGAGACAGAAUCUCUGUGGCGGUACUGCAGAACCAGAAAGCUUGCGGAAUGUAUGUAUGUGGGACACGAGUUUAAAUACAAAGUUGGCUAGCAGGUAACUCUGCUCUUGCCUUUGUGCACUGAAUGCUCUGUGGAAGAGGGUUUUCAUCCUGUAGUAGUGGGAGAUUAAAUUCAUCUGGUGUUUCAGUUUUUGAAGAAACACUUGAUAAUAAAGGGUAAUCACUCCCCUCUGCAGUAGAUCUGAUUAAUGUAACAACAAGCACAAUCAUUUUGGGGUUUCCCCAAAAGCAGUGUCUUGUGAUUUCUUUGCUCAGAAAUUAUUAUCGUUUAUUCAAUAUCUAUACUGCCCUUUGCCAAAGUUUACAAAGCUUACAGGGCAGUUUACAAUAUAAAAACACAAAAAUACAAACCAUAAUAACAAACAAAAAUAAUAACUGCCUGUUCUUUUUAUUGAAUAAAUUCCUCAGUUGGUGGGUUUGCAUUAUUAAGAUAUAGUUUCUGAAACCAUAGUUUGUUUGUUUGUCCAAACUCUGCUCAGCUUAACUAUGGUUUGUUUACUACCAAAAAUCUGACUCUAUAAUCUGAAGCCAUGGUUUUAUUGUUGGGGAAUAAAUCUUGUUUUGUUUGGUGUUUUGUUAUGGUAUAAGCUCUUGGCUUUAAACAAUGGAUAUCAGAUAGGCUAUAAAUAUAAAUACAUUUAAAUCCCAAUUGUGCUUUAUUUAGAUGCCAACAAGACCUGUGCCGAGUUACAUUCAAAGGCCGGAUUAUGCUGAUCACCCGCUAGGUAAUUGCAGAUACAGAACAAUUCUCACUUUUCAAACUUGCGUUUGAUUUAGGCUAUAUUAAUUUUCUUUCAGAAUGGAUUUGUCUCAGAUGGGUUUAUCAAAAGCUAAGCUUAUUUUUAGCAACCAGUUCCUUUAGAAAACAAGGCUUCAAAAAGCACUUAAAAACCCCAGUGAAGGUCUCAAACAGUGAUGUUUCUUGAAUCUCCAAAUCUAGCAUUGACUCUAUGCUCUCACUGGAUAGCAGAAAUUUAGUAUAUAGCAGCAGUCCAUGCUGUUUCAGCCACAGUUUCUAGCUAGAGAACUGUGUCAAAUGAAUUGCUUGGGGAAAAGGUAAGUUCGGGGAGAGGUUCCCCCCCCCAAAAAAAACAUGUUUGAAUGGCAGCUUGAUCAGAGUCCAUUAAAAGUGGGGUAUCACAUGGGAUAUGCAAGGGAACUAUAGCCCCCUCAGACAUCCCCUUUAAUGCUCACCAAUACUCUCGGCUUUUUUUGUUAAAUAUGUGGAGAGGGUUUGACUUUUUUGAGGGGGCAGUUUCUGUCUGUGUUCAAUUUGUUUGGUGUGUGUGUGUAGAGGUGCUGAUUGUUUUCUGGGGUGGGAAGUGGUGAAAGCCUGUACACCAUUCUUUGUGCUUCCAUGAAUUCGUGUACAGUGGUACCUCAGGUUACAUACGCUUCAGGUUACAGACACUUCAGGUUACAGACUCUGCUAACCCAGAAAUAGUACCUUGGGUUAAGAACUUUGCUUCAGGAUGAGAACAGAAAUCGUGCUCCAGCAGUGCGGCGGUAGCUGGAGGCCCCAUUAGCUAAAGUGGUGCUUCAGGUUAAGAACAGUUUCAGGUUAAGAACGGACCUCCAGAACGAAUUAAGUACUUAACCUGAGGUACCACUGUAUAUGUUGCCCACAACAGUUUCCUAGAUUCCUAAUGUGCCCCCAGGUCCAAAAAAGUUUGGAGACCCCUAAAUAAUAUAUAUAAAACAUUUAUUACUUAUACCCUUCCCAUCUGACUGGGCCUCCCCAGCCACUCUGGGCAGCUCUCAACAGAAUAUUAAAAACACGAUAAAACAUCAAACAUUAAAAACUUCCCUAAACAGGGCUGCCUUCAGAUGUCUUCUAAAAGUCAGAUAGUUGAGUCAUGUUGAGUUUCUGCUAGGCUUUUCUUUCACAAUGGGGGGUGCAAAUAUGGUGGGUGGGUAGUCAAAACGUGAGAAUGAGGAAGAAGAAAAGUCACUUUCCCAAGUGCUGUUUGGUAUGUGGGUUUUGUGUCCCUUUAUAUCAUAAACAUCUUGUCAUGCAUCUCCCUCUGCAUACUUUCACCACUAACCCAUUGUCAGGCAUUUCUCUGCUACUCAAAAGCUAAAUGUUAAUACUGCCACUCGGGGGGGGGGGUGCUGGGUUUUUUGGGGUGUAUGUCAUUUUACUGCUUCUCUUGAAAAGAGCUAUUUCAAUUACAUUAGCGCAGGUUUCGGGAUACGGGAAACUUGCAUCCGUUAACUAAAAAUUAUUAUGACUAGGUAAUAAUUGACGUUUCUCUUUAGGCAUGUCUGAAUCGGAGCAGGCUCUUAAAGGAACUUCUCAGAUAAAAAUUCUUUCUGCAGAAGAUACAGAAGGGAUGCGAAUAGUGUGUAGGGUAAGUCUAUUUUGGAAGAUGUUAUAAUCCCAACAAAUCUUAAGAGGGAAUAGUUUUUGCAUGCUUGUGUGAGUGAAAAGCACAAAUAAUUUGAGGUGUACCCAAAAAGGUGAAAUCUUACCAUAUGUAAUGAAUAAUGUUGAGCAUGAUUUCUGGUAAGGUCCAUAUCUCAAGAGUUGCCAGAAUUGCAUGGCUUUGUGUAUAACAAUUUUUUAAACUGUACCCCACAUUUCAUUUUGUUUUGUCAAGAUUUGUACGUGAAAUUCUGGUUAAUGAAUAUUUUAGCCAGCAUGAUGACUUUUUAAAUUUAGACACUAAUCAAAUGUUUUAUGCAUGCUUUAAUAUGUUCGUUCUGAACACCCCAUGCAUUUGAAUUAGCGGCAUUUAUAAAAUUUCAGAAGAAGCUACUAAAGUUCAGUUAAUUUGUUCUGUUUUAUAUAAAUGGUGGUUACAAAAGCUGUGUGAUUGCUGAGUGUCUACCACUUAUUUUCUGUCUCCUGGGAGAAAGACUUCAUGGGGAGGAAAUCGCAUUUGGUAUUGGUCGUCACUUCUCUUAUCACAAUAUAAUAAUAAUAAUAAUAAUAAUAAUAAUAAUAAUAAUAAUAAUUUAUUAUUUGUACCCCGCCCAUCUGGCUGGGUUUCCCCAGCCACUCUGGGCGGCUUCCAUAGAAAUAAAAAAUACAGUAAAAUAUCACACAUUAAAAACUUCCCUGAACAGGGCUGCCUUAAGAUGCCUUCUGAAUGUCAGGUAGUUAUUUAUCGCUUUGACAUCUGAUGGGUGGGCGAUCCACAGGGCGGGCGCCACUACUGAGAAGGCCCUCUGCCUGGUUCCCUGUAGCUUUGCUUCUCGCAAUGAGGGAACCGCCAGAAGGCCCUCGGCGCUGGACCUCAGCGUCCGGGCAGAACGAUGGGGGUGGAGACGCUCCUUCAGGUAUACUGGGCCAAGGCCGUUUAGGGCUUUAAAGGUCAGCACCAACACUUUGAAUUGUGCUCGGAAACGUACUGGGAGCCAAUGUAGGUCUUUCAAGACCGGUGUUAUGUGGUCUCGGCGGCCGCCCCCAGUCACCAGUCUAGCUGCUGCAUUCUGGAUUAGUUGUAGUUUCUGAGUCACCUUCAAAGGUAGCCCCACGUAGAGCGCAUUGCAGUAGUCCAAGCGGGAGAUAACUAGAGCAUGCACCACUCUGGCGAGACAGUCCGCGGGCAGCCUGCGUACCAGCCUGCGUACCAGGUGGAGUUGGUAGACAGCUGCCCUGGAUACAGAAUUGACCUGCGCCUCCAUGGACAGCUGUGAGUCCAAAAUGACUCCCAGGCUGCGCACCUGGUCCUUCAGGGGCACAGUUACCCUAUUCAGGACCAGGGAGUCCUCCACACCACAAGAACUUUUGUCCUGGUUCAUGGUCUGUCUUGCCCCAUCUGUAGCUUUCAAUGAAUUAGCAGUGUUCUACUGCAUACUUUCUGAUUGCUGCUAUUUCAUUCCUCCUCUGGCGUGGGCAGAAUAAACAAACCAGAAAGCCUUGCACUUCUUGUAAUGUCUGAAUGAGGGAUCAUGGUUUGCCACUUCCUAGGAAACCACAGUCUGUAAAGCAGCAACAAACCAUUGCUUAGGGUUGGCUAGUGACUAUGGCUUAAGGAGCAGCAUGGCAGAUCCCUGGUUUGGACAUAACAGGAUGUCAAGGCCUUCUUCAUUUGUUUUUCUUGCUCACUCUAGGGGAGAAGCAAAGUGAGAGCUGUCGGCCAAAGUGUAGUAAUUCUCUGCUUGUUCAUUGGUAACCUCUGAUAAGUCGGAAACCCUGACUUGUUAUAUGUGAAUGUGGCCUCUGUCUUGAUGAUAACUUCUGCUUCUUUGUCUUGCAGCUUGCUAGAGAGGUAUUAGAUGUUGCUGCCAUGAUGGUAAAGCCAGGUGUAACUACUGAAGAAAUAGACCACGCUGUUCAUCUAGUAAGGAUACUUCACUGAGUUUCUGGAUUUUUGUUUCUGCUGUGCCUUUAUAAUUGGUAUAUUUGGUAACACGCUUCCUUGAUCUUCCUGUGCAGUUACAACUAUACAUACUCCAUCGCUCAAAGCACGAUUUCCAUUUCUUAAAGCAACCCGAGAAUGCCAAAGGUUCUCCGGUGUCAUUUGCUUCCAUAUCUGUAGCCUCUGACAUUCUCUAAUGGGCCCAAUAUAGUAUUGUAAAAUGUCCUUCCUUGCCCACCUUCUUUCCUACCAAGUUUGCUCUGUAAACAGUAGUUAUAGGAUGUGGCAUUCUUCUGCCCCGUAUGCAACUCUGGCACAUAUGCCAGGACAUUUCAAGGAGGCUGUAAGCACUAAGGUGCAACUCUACCCAUCCUCCCACAGCAGUGGAAAUAGUUUUUUAAAUUAUUAAUAGAAGUUAUCUCAGCAGGGUUUCAGACUUGCACAUUGCUGCAUUAAGCGGAUGAAAUAAUUUUAAAGAAAAGUAAAGAUUUUAAAAAUAUGCACUGCAUUUAAAUGGCGCUGUAGUUCCAGGGGCUUCAGAUAAGCUUUUAAAAUGUCCUUAUAAGGUAAGUCUGUAUUAUUGUACCUGCAUUGAACAUAGCUGCCUAAUACCAGGUCAUAUUAUAGCCUAUGACAGCAGGUCUGGGUCUCAGACAGAGGUCUUUCUACUUCAUCCUUUCUUGAAAUGGAGAUGUUUAGAAUUGAACCUGGACCUUUGGUAUGCAGAGCUUGUGCUGUGGUCCUUCCCCAUGUUGCCUGGUGCUGAUAACGCUGAGGUUGCAGGUUCGAUCCCUGUAUGGGACAGCUGCUGCCAGAGACCAGGCUGAGGAGUGCUGCUCUGAUGAGGAAUGGUGGGAGCCUCCCCACCCCCCUGCUCCUGACCAAGAUCCUGAAGCUGCCCAGGAGCAGUGGGGCAGUAUAGACUUGGAACAGUGGUUUGCAGAGGGGCAUAGUUCUGAAGGCAAAAGUUGGGAAGAACUGGGGUGGGGAGUGAACAGCAAAGUGAAGAUGAACUGGAAGAGAGAGAGAGCCAACAGACUCUCUCUCGCUGGAAAGUGUCCAGCCUAUCAGUCCAAGGUCACGUAGAGCAGAUAAGGUGGCUAAACAAAAAGCACGGUAGUUGUGAGAUCAGGUUGCAAGACGGAAGUGACUGGGGGGGGGGGGAGUGGGUGGAAACCUUAAUUGGGAGCACCUUCAUUCUGAGAAUGGCUGCUCUGUUGGUUUUCUGCGAUCAUUAAAGCCUCUUUAAAUGGUAAGGGACUCUUUUCACUUUGUCCUGCUUAUCUACGGCCAAAGGGAGGGAGGAAGCCGAGUCCCUGGAGCCUGACAGUUGCAUAUUUCUGUAUUGCAGGGGCUUGGACUAGAUGAUCCUUAGGUUCCUUCCAACUCUAGAAUUUUAUGAUUCUAUGACUUGCCUAAAUCUGUCUGGAGUUUGUGGUAUGGGGAACAUUUGACUUGGGGACUUGUUGGUUCAGAGCUCAGUCCCUUGGCUACCUCAGUGCACCAGCUCCUGAAUUCACAGCCAGGGGCAGAUUAUUCUCAAAAAAACAUUUAGAUUUCCCCCCCUUGUGGAUAUGUUACAUGGAAGCAUGUAAUGUGCAUAUGAGUCAGACAGCUGUUAAUGUAGGGUAGAGUAGCAAGCUGUGUUUCACAGGACUGUUUGGUUAAGAAGACCCCCAUGUAAUCCAGAAGCUUAGCACAGCACUGAAACAUUUGGUCUAGGAAAAGGUUACCAGCCCAUUCCUAAAUAAAUUGACUUGGACAUAAGUCAUGCUGGUUUGGUGGAUCAUAUUUCCAUAUUGUCACACUUAGGCCCCCUGCCUUUGUCCUAACUCCUUUAGAAUAAUAUGAAUAUUUCAAAAUCUCUUUCAGGCUUGCAUUGCCAGAAAUUGCUAUCCUUCCCCUCUGAAUUAUUAUAAUUUUCCUAAGUCUUGCUGCACGUCAGUAAAUGAAGUGAUCUGCCAUGGAAUCCCAGACAGGCGACGCUUACAAGAGGGUGAUAUUGUUAAUGGUAAGAAAACCGAUUAAGUAAUUUUAGUAUCCUUUUAAAAACUUGGUAUGAUGUUUGGAAAGAUGCCACUAAUGAAUAGGACUUAUAUUUGGAUUCCCCCCACCCUCCUUGGAAAUAUAGGUUGGUCUUACUGUUUGUUUGUUUUUUAAAUUCUAAUGGUGAAACUCAUUUCUCUUGCUUAGGUGCAUGUAAGUUAAACUGUAAGCUGUGCUGAUGGGGGUGGGCGUGUUCUCCAUAAAAUAUUUCUUUUUUUCCAUUAUGCAGAAUCAAAGCUGCAAAUGAAUAUUCUAUAUGGGCUGUGUGAGCUGGGCUCAGGUGCACUGAUACCUUUUGCGGCCAGUACUGCUAUACAUCCUGGUGUAUGAUAGCACAGCGACCUUAAAGUAGAUGGAGGAAAUGUGUGUGGUGGUGGUGGGGGAGGAAUUGCAACAGUGCGUUCUAAAUAUCUUCCAAUAGUGGCAGGAUAUAAUUCAUUGCAUUGCCUGUUGGCUCCCUACCCAAGUACUUUGGCUUUUCAAGUGAUUGGUCUUUGCCUUCCUGCACGUCUUCUGAAAUCAUAUUGGAAUAAAUAAUGAGUUGUUCUGGAACUAUUGUGGAGUGAGCUCCUUAAAAUUUGCCUCCUAAAGUUGGAUCCUGCAAAGCUGUGGGUACUAGCCAACAAAAUUGUCCCAUUAGCCCAAAGACUUCUGCCUGUGCAGUGGGACUUCUUCAUGUGUGCUCCUGUCCUUCCCAAAACUGUUUUGAGGCUUUCCCCAGUCUUCUGGAGAAGAUUUUGGGGCCGGGGUAGGCUUGAAGGAGAGGAGGGUUUUGUGUUAAUGGAACAACUUCAAUGGAUGUAACCCUCUGACCUCAAGCCCCAUGAAGUUACCUUAUACAGUAUGCUUGUCUCUUUACAUGGAGGUUCAGUUCCAAGGGUUACAUAUAUGCAUGAAAAUAGCCUAUACCCAAGCCCUUGUAAGCUGCCCCACAGUUAGUGGGAUGUGGAGAGUGAGAACUGGCACACUGAGCAGGCCUUGCCCAGCAAGCAAGGCAGAGAGCUUAAAUGCUCUUUUUGUGCUUGGUAGGGACGCCGGUGGCGCUGUGGGUUAAGCCACAGAGCCUAGGGCUUGCCGAUCAGAAGGUCGGUGGUUCGAAUCCCUGCAACGGGGUGAGCUCCCAUUGCUCAGUCCCAGCUCCUGCCAACCUAGCAGUUUGAAAGCACGUCAAAGUGCAAGUAGAUAAAUAGGUACCGUUCUGGCGGGAAGGUAAAUGGCGUUUCCGUGUGCUGCUCUGGUUCGCCAGAAGCGGCUUAGUCAUGCCGGCCACAUGACCCGGAAGCUGUACGCCGGCUCCCUCGGCCAGUAAAGUGAGAUGAGCACCGCAACCCCAGAGUCGGUCACGACUGGACCUAAUGGUCAGUGGUCCCUUUACCUUUACCUAACCCAAGCAGACCUGGUGCGAAAGAGCUUUUAUGCUCUCCAUCUUGCUUGGGAGUUGACGUGUGCAGUUUCAACCAUCUUGUCUUCAGCCGUGUAUGGUUGGAAUCGCAGAAGCCAAAUGCACGUAAGGUGCAGGCUUAUUGUACUGAAUCAGACCAGGAGUGUGUCUAGCACAGUGUCCCUUCUGACCAGCAGUGAGACAUUUUAAAACAGAACCUGUGGCCAAGUAAACUUAUAUCUGUCAAGUCUCAUGAGAGGUCUUUCUGCACCCCCUUUUUAAAAGCUGGAGUUGAUGCAGAUUGACCCUGGGACAUUCUGCAUGUAGAGCAAACGCUCUCACAGUGAGCCUAUGGCUCUGCUUUUCCACUCUUUGUUUUCAUCCCCAGAUCCUAGGGCAGUAAGAGGCCUAUAGCUUGUCCCAUGAAGUCCACCUGUCUCAAAGUAGAAUUGUCUCCACAUUAACUCCUACAGUUUACGCACAUCAUAAACCAGGGCAUUGCUGUCAAAAGGAUUUUUUUAUUGACUACAACCGGUUGUUUUUUGCCUUAAAGUCCCACCUUCCUUCUCCAAUAUCACAAUGUUACCCAUUCACUCUGACCUGUCUGGGGAUGACACAAGUCGAUUUGCUGUGUAAUCCUUUGCAUGCCUCCUUGGAAGCACUGCGUUCAUGGGUGCUUACUCCUAAGAAAGUGUGCAUAGCCUUAAUGUUGUCAGAAAAGCUUCUUAAUAUAGCUUCUCAUUCUCUCUGUACUUGCUGGUUUUAUGGCAUCUUUCCUCAAUAUAUUUUUUUUUUUUAUAGCAAUUUAUUGGAUUUUACAAUAGGAAUAAAUGUAAUAAACAAUAUAACAUUCGUCUUAACAUAAUUUCACAUUUUCUUUGGACUUCCUCACAUCUCCCACUCCCACCUUCAUCAUUAUAACAUUUUGUCAGCAAUUUAUCAUCUUAUUUAAAUUCUUAUAUCUCUUCGAUAUUUCAUAAUCUUAAAGUUCUCAUAAAGAGUUAAACUUUCACAGUUUUUCUUAUUUUCUUAAAAACUUCUAAGUUAAGUGGUGCUCAGUUAUUUAGUCUAGCAUCUUAUUCAGCAUUCAGUCAAAUCACAAUGCUUUUGUAGAUAGUUCUUAAAUUUCUUCCAAUCCUCCUCGAUUCUCUCUUCUCCCAGGUCACGGAUUCUGCCAGUCAUUUCAGCCAGUUGCAUAUAGUCUAUCAGUUGCAUCUGCCAUUCUUCCAGUGUGGGUAGAUCUUGAGUUUUCCAAUGUUUUGCGAGUAGUAUCCUUGCUGCUGUUGUUGCAUACAUAAAAAUGUCUGGUCCUUCUUUGCCACCCCUUGGCUGACAAUACCCAAAAGGAAAGCCUCUGGUUUCUUAGUGAAAGUAUAUUUAAAUACCUUUUUCAAUUCAUUAUAAAUCAUUUCCCAGAACGCCUUCACUUUAGGGCAGGUCCACCAGAGGUGAAAGAACGUUCCAUCUUUCCUCAAUAUAAUCACAUUUCUUUUAUAAUAAUUUUAGGGUCAGAAACAUGAAAUACAGGAAAUGCAAUGUUUUCUCUUGUUCUUUACAGUGGACAUUACUGUUUAUCGUAAUGGUUAUCAUGGGGAUCUCAAUGAGACAUUUUAUGUUGGGGAAGUUGAUGAGGGUGCAAAGAGGCUAGUCCAGACAACAUACGAGUGCCUAAUGCAAGCCAUUGAUGCAGGUAAGGGCUGGCUGGAGCCUAUGGCUUCAUGUCUCAUUUUUUCUUUCUUGUUUUAUCUCUGACAUGCAACUGAUAGAUAUUCUGGGCGCUGUUUCAUUAUGGAGUGUGCCUUAAUCCAAGGUAAUGCACUGUGCCAAAUCACUGUCAAAAGCUAUACCUUCAGUGCUACUGAAUGGCAUACAAAGAUCAAUCUGGAGUGAUUAAUUGCAAUAAAUUACUUGAAUACUCAGGCUUGAAUAGACACAUUUAUGGAGAUUCAGCUACAAAAGAGGUGGAGCAUCAAGUUCAGGAUUUCUUUCUGGAUAUCUUGAUAGCUGCAGUCUGUUUAUCUUGUCAGAUUACAAAGGGGUGAUAAAUAUUAAAUAAGCAGAAGUGUUUGAAGGCAUACUCUGAAAUUUAUCAGCUUUAGGCACGCUAUAAGCUUUUUGUUUUGAUUUUGUGGGAUAGUCUGCAAAUACUUAGUAGGCCAGACAGUGAGCUUUGACAGUUAAACGCAUUAAAAAGCGUAGGUUGCACAGAUGACUGGAGUUAUUUCCCAUGAAAUGUUUGGCAUUUGCAAAGGUUCAUUUCUUUAUUAUUUUUAGCAGUGAAAGCUAGAUUGGAAAAGAUUACCAGCAUAACUGUCUGAAUAUCAGAAUUUAAAUCUUGCAUUUCUGAAGUAUUAGAUUAGAAUUCCCUCCCUUAGAAUACUUUUCUGCCGUAAGAUCUCCUUUGAGGAAUAGUGUUUGCCUGUUGCUGAAUGUUCUUGUGCACACAAAGGAUCAUUUCUGCUGGGCAGAAAUACAAAUAAUAACCUUUGCCUUCAUCAAUUAGCUGAUCCUGUUUGUGUUCAUUUUAGUAAAGUAACAUAUGACUUAUUUUGCAGUGAAACCUGGUGUUCGAUAUAGAGAGCUGGGAAAUAUUAUACAGAAACAUGCUCAAGCCAAUGGAUUUUCCGUAGUUCGGAGCUACUGCGGGCAUGGGAUUCACAAGCUUUUCCACACAGCUCCCAAUGUGCCACAUUAUGCCAGUAAGUAUGGGCAGUUUCUGCUGCUUCUCAGUUGAUAGCAAUCAUUAAGAAUUAACUAUUCCAUGCACUUCCCCAGACUAAAAUAAUGAAUUCCCACAUCCUGUGAGCUGUAGCCAUAAAGAGCUUUUGGGGUAAGUUUUACAGAGAUAGCAGAGGUACAUACUUCGCAUAGUUCAAUUCAGAUUGGCACAAGAGUGAAAAGUAGCCUCCUUCUCUAACCAUCCUUGUGACAGCGAUUAUCAGCUUAAAUAUGCCUUAUUAUAAGUCAGAAGCAAGGCAGUAAGGCAGCCUUCUCUAACCUGGUGUUCUUCAGAUGUUUUGGACUCAAACUCCCAUCAACUCCAGCCAACAUGUUUGUAUUUGUUGGGAGUUGGAGUCAAAGAUAUAUAGUGGGCAUUAGGUUAAGGAAGGCUGUAGGAGAGUAUUUGCUUUCCAUGCAGGGAGCCCCAGUUUCUGUCUCUGCUAUUCCCAGUACAAAGGAUCUAAUGAAACUGCUGCCAUUUGAAGCAGACAGAGCUGGGCUAAAGGUCUGCCUGUAUGAAGCCGCUAUAUAUUUAUUGAUAUUAUUAUCAUCUCUGUAUAUUUGAAAUGGCAUGCAAAGACCACCAGUUCAACAAUAAAAGCAGCAGAACAAUUAAGGUUGUUGUUGUUUAAAAAAGAAGAAAUCUAAUAACCUAAGAGCAGAAAAAGGACAACGUAAAAUAGUGCCAUCUCCACUCAAAACCAACAGCAAUAAAAUUACAAAACAAGUGAGUUGCAGCGGACUUUACUUCUUGUGGAAGGGCAGUCCACAAAGAAACACCACCAGUGAGAAAGGACUCUCCCGAGUUGCCACCCACCUGCUUUUUUUAACUGGCUGGGGCAUGUCCUCUGUGAGACUGACUUCACAAUAUUGGCUCCACAAUUUGGUCUGUGCUCCUGUAUAGACCACACAUGUAUCUCCUCAAAUAUAGCUAGAGCCUUGGUCUCAGGAAUAAUGUGAAAUUGUGAGCUGUUAAGCUAAACUGUGGAUCAUUUUAACAUCAGACCCUGAGCCUGCUUCGAAACCAUGGUUUCUUUUGGAUUUACAAACCAGGAUCUGAAACCACAGUUGUGCGGCUGAUUUGCAAACCACAGUUUGUGCUAAAUGGGACUGGUUGUAUUCUGAAUUGACAAAUGACUUUGGGCCCAUUACUUCACCUAAAGAGGCUGCUGCUCCAUGGAAAUGGGGCAGGAGUGAACUUAAGCUGAGCGUUGAGCAGAUGGGAAACCAAAGCAGUCAAGCGAUGGUUUGCAUGUUGUAAAUCAGAACUCAAAAAACCAUAGUUUGACCUUUCAGCACUCUGGUUGGCACAAACCACAAUUUUGUGUUGCAUUCCAAUCCAGAGGUAGAAACAAAAUUACCAUUAAGUUCCCAUUACAUUUUAUCUUGUAUCUCUGACCUUCUGCGAACUCUUACACUCUCUUGAUCCCUUUUGCCUUUUCAGAAAAUAAGGCUGUUGGUGUAAUGAAGCCUGGCCAUGCGUUUACAAUAGAACCAAUGAUCUGUGAAGGUAAUUAUGCAGCUGUGGAUCUAAGGGAUGUUAAUUCUGAUUGCAGCCAUUUUUCUGAAUGACUUUUCUUGGUCUCUACUCAGGAAACACCUACAGGGUUAAUGCUUCUCAAUGCUUUGUGGCUCACCUAUAACUUAUUUACUACAACAGCAAUUUCCUACUGAGCAUUGCUAAAUAAUGUCUUUGCAGCAUGUACUGUAUUCCUGGCAUUAGAACUUGUUCAUGUGGGCACAAAGGAUUAUAUCACCUGUAAAGUCAUCUAAGUGAAAUGUUAGCAGUUCUUAACAAGGUCAUAUGAACAGUCAAAUUCUUCCAAAAACAUUCCAGGUCCAAUUAGACACCAGAAAAGAGCCGCACUGUUGAGCAUCAUAUUUCUUAAAAGACUUUACUUCAAGAGAUUCUGAGGUGGUCUUUGGUUUUCUCAACCUUUUACCUAGUGUCUACCUUUUUGUGUAACAAUUACAUUCCAGAGCAUUUUCAGCCAUUGUUAACAGAUUUGGUAAGGUAGAAUCUCUAUUCGCCAACCAUUUUGCACAAUGCAGACCUUAGUUAAAUUAAGGCGAUAGUUUGUGCUGUAUUAUUGAUUCUUUUAUUGGCCAUUCUUUUUAUACUGGAAUCACUUUGAUAUGCCUCAUAGAAAGUGGUUCAUAAAAUAAAUAACGAAUAGACGAAUGAAUGGAAGCAAUAUGCUGGGAUAGUAUAUUAUGAGUGUCAGCAGGAUGCCCUAGUCAACAACAAAAAUGGAAGUGAAUAGAGGAGGCGCAGGAAGAAAAGACACAGGCAUCAAGGCUAUUUGUACAAAAGUAAAAAAACAACCCAAAACCUAAAAUUGCUGAUCAAAGACUCCUUUUAAAAAUGUAUGACGUCCUCCCUCCUUUAAACAAGAAAUUCUAAAUUUUUGCAUUCUUCUCAUUAGGUGGGUGGCAAGAUGAGACCUGGCCUGAUGGCUGGACUGCUGUGACGCGAGACGGGAAGCGUUCCGCCCAGUUUGAACACACACUUCUGGUCACAGAUACUGGGUGUGACAUCCUAACCCGCCGGCUGGAUAGCAUUCGCCCUCACUUCAUGACUCAGUGCUAGUGUAGACCAAGCUGGGAGGCCUGAACCCAAGCAUCUCUUCUGCUCUGUACUAUGUGUUUCACUAAGAGUACAGGCUAAAAGGGGGGGAAUUUAUCACCUGUUUUUCUUCUUCUUGACUGUAGGUAGGAGAUGCAGCCUUGCAUUGAGAGGUUAAUGCCGUAGGCUUGAAAAGCAGAGAAGUUUGAGAGCCCCAGUCUGCUCUCCUACCACCCCAACAUUGUUUGAAUUUUUCUUUUUUUUUCUCUUCAAAUCAUUGUCCUUAUGGUACCUCAUUUCACCCCCUCAGCCGGGCUUCUGUCACUGCCGCCGCUCUCAGUAGCCACACACAGCUUCUUUUCGUGGUGGAUGCAAGGAUUCAGAAACAAGCCUUUCUGUUUUUACAAUACCUGAGAGUUUAAACUUUUUCUUGUUCCAAAGACAACCCUUCCUUAGCUGUUUAAAUGGACUGGGCUUUCAUCUGUGUAUAAUUCAGAGGUGGAAUUUUCUACUUGAAAAUGUUGAAUCGGAAUUUUGUUCUGUCUACCCCUCUUCCACCCUGUUGUUACUGUAUAUGGAAGUAUAAUAUCUGCCUGUUAAUUGAUGGGCCUGUUUCUCUUUGGCUGGCAAUUGCUACAGGUAGUUCUCUGUCUAAGGGGGCUGGGGAGGGACAAAAUUACUGAAAUGCUGACCUGUGCAGGUUUUUUUUUACCAAAACAUGGCCUCAAGACGGGUAGUGCUUGGCUGCCAAUGAUGUUCCAAGGUUCGCUUUGAAGCAGCUAGUUUUUAAUUUUAGAUAAGGAAUGAGAUUGAAAUGGGGAAGAGUUUCUGUUCUCCUGUGUGCAUUCUAAAGAAGGGCAUGUCCCAGAAGUCCAAGACCAAUCUCUUUAACAGCUUCUUUCUAAUCUGCAGUUCAUUUAUGUGCAUGUAACCAUGGCCAAGUGGUUGCCUGCCAUGCAGACCACUUGGUGCAUGGUUUCAGUUAAUAUUACAGAAAUUGUGACAUGCUACUUUGCAGGAGCUGGAUCAAUGGCUCUGUGUUUGGAUUGCUACUUCUGUUCUGGAUACUCCCAUUCUGAGAUGGCCAAAAAACCACCUCACUGGAUUGAAGGAGAGAGAUUUCACCAAGUAGUCAUGAGAAUUGGUCUAUAUCAAGUGUUCGACUUUGCCCCCCCCCCCCCGUGCUAGCGGACUACAACUCCCAUCAUUCUCUAAAUAAUAACAAUAGUAAUAAUAAUUCCCAACCACUUUAGCCAAUGGGGAGGGAUGAUGGGGAUCCAAGACUGAAUACUGUGUCUACAGAAUAGAGAAAAAGUUGCUGAUCCUGUUUUUAUAUUGCAGUCUGACCACCUUUUCAUGGCUCUUUGUGGAAAUUGUGCGAUAUUCCAGUUAGCCACUGCAGUUGUUUCACCAAAGCAAAUUGUUCUAAGCAAAGAUAAUGCACUUGAAAGAAGCAAAAAUUGGACAGCCCUUGAAAUUGCUUGUGUACUUAGGCCAGGUACAGUACGGUCAAUUCUGGCAUAAUUUAUCCUCCCACUUUUUCCAGCGGUAACUUUGUAAUACAGAUCUGGGAGAUACUACUACUGCUGUUGGGGAAGAUUUGUUUCGUUGGGCUUAGGCAGUUGCUGCUGAGGCUUCCAUUACACAGAGAAAGGUGGUUUUUCAACCACAUUUUCUUGCCUAGUGCCCACUCUAACCUUACAAUGUUGCGAGUUCAGUAAACUAGUGCAGAGAAAUCCGGUCAUAAAAUCAUGGGCACAACAUGCCACAUUUCUACUCUGGUGUCGGACAUCUCGUCAGAAGAAUUGCAAGUUCUAAAAGCCCUCAGCAUCUUACCCAUGUCAACAGCACAUAACUUCAGUUCUUUAGACAGCUUAGGGCGGUUGUGACCAAACUCAACAAGAAAUUGAAAGAAAUCUUUCCCAGAGUGCCUCAGUUUUUUUUUCUGUCUGAAAGUGUAUUGUUGGGACAAUGUUUUUCAUUCUGUAAUGUGUUUAAGAGGCGGUAAAGUGACUCAGAAAUGUUACAAGCACUUUCGUGCAUGUGCAGAGAUUUUAACAAAACAGGCUGCAAUAUAUCUUGAGUGGAGUUAACCAAUGUAUGCAAUACAUUUAAGGAGAUUAAAAGUCUGGAUGGUUGACC